This is a messenger RNA of Equus quagga, 960 nucleotides long. Its product is annotated as olfactory receptor 52N2-like. Gene Ontology annotation, molecular function: olfactory receptor activity; G protein-coupled receptor activity. NCBI's taxonomy places the organism in Eukaryota, Metazoa, Chordata, Mammalia, Perissodactyla, Equidae. Gene Ontology annotation, biological process: G protein-coupled receptor signaling pathway. The transcript has a single exon. The record is from RefSeq and is a predicted model, not a curated record. Bases 1 to 960 code for a protein of 319 amino acids. Gene Ontology annotation, cellular component: membrane.
AUGCAUGGAGCCAACAGCUCCAGCCUGACACCAAGGUACUUCAUUCUUAAUGGGAUUCCUGGGCUCGAAGCCACACACAUGUGGAUUUCCCUGCCAUUCACCGUCAUGUACAUCAUUGCUGUUGUCGGGAACUGUGGGCUUAUUUACCUCAUCAGCCAUGAGGAGACCCUGCAUCGGCCCAUGUAUUACUUCCUAGCCUUGUUGUCCCUUACAGAUUUUAGUGGGUGCACUUCAUUUGUCCCCAAUAUGUUAUGUAUCUUUUGGUUCAGUCUCAAAGAGAUCGACUUUAAUGCCUGCCUUGUGCAGAUGUUUUUCAUCCACAUGCUGAUGGCCAUGGAGUCUGGAGUGCUCAUGCUUAUGGCUCUGGAUCGCUAUGUGGCCAUUUGCUACCCUCUUCGCUAUGAAACCAUCCUCACCAACACUGUAAUUAUCAAGAUUAGUCUUGCCACCUUCAUUCGAAGUGUGUCGCUCACGAUCCCGUUUACUUUCCUGCUCAAGCAUCUUCCCUACUGCAGGGGCAACCUUGUCCACCAUACCUAUUGUGAUCAUAUGUCUGUGGCCAAAUUAUCCUGUGGCAACAUCAAGAUUAAUGUUAUCUAUGGUCUCAUAGCUGUCAUAUUCAUUGCAGGAUUUGAUAUGUUCUGUAUCUCCAUGUCUUACACCACUAUUAUCCGUGCUGUAGUCAAUCUGUCAUCUGCAGAUGCUCGCCAGAAUGCCUUCAGCACCUGUACGUCACACAUAUGUGCAAUUGUCAUCACCUAUGUCCCAGCCUUCUUCAACUUCUUCACUCAUCGCUUUGGGGAACGCACUAUACCUCACCACGUCCACAUUUUUAUAGCCAACCUCUACCUGUUGCUGCCUCCCACCUUGAACCCAAUUGUCUAUGGAGUGAAGACCAAGCAGAUCCGUGAAGGAAUGAUCAGAUUGUUUUUUAAAGAGAAAAGUAUUUUGAAUAUUUGA